GAUCGCACGGGGGUUGUUAGUCAAGAUGGCGGUGGUGGCUGCCGUUGCGCGGGUUUCGGGGCCAAGUCGAGGCUUGGGCCAAGUUGGUCUGCUCCUGCAGCGGCUUGGGGCUUGGGGGAUGGCUAGAUCUCAGCCCCAGCGGCAGCAGCAGCAGCAGCACUUCUCGUCCCUGGACGACAAGCCUCAGUUCCCAGGGGCCUCAGCGGAGUUCAUAGACAAGCUAGAAUUCAUCCAGCCCAAUGUCAUCUCUGGGAUCCCCAUCUACCGCGUCAUGGACCGGCAGGGCCAGAUCAUCAACCCCAGCGAGGACCCCCACCUGCCACAGGAGAAGGUGCUCAAGUUCUACAAGAGCAUGACGCUGCUCAACACCAUGGACCGUAUCCUCUAUGAGUCCCAGCGGCAGGGCCGGAUCUCCUUCUACAUGACCAACUAUGGCGAGGAGGGGACGCACGUGGGGAGUGCAGCAGCCCUGGACAGCACGGACCUGGUGUUUGGCCAGUACCGGGAGGCAGGUGUGUUGAUGUAUCGGGACUACCCCCUGGAACAGUUCAUGGCCCAGUGCUAUGGCAACGUAAAUGACCUGGGCAAGGGGCGCCAGAUGCCCGUCCACUACGGCUGCAAGGAGCGCCAUUUCGUCACCAUCUCCUCUCCACUGGCCACACAGAUCCCGCAGGCUGUUGGGGCGGCCUAUGCAGCCAAGCGGGCCAACACCAACAGGAUCGUCAUCUGUUACUUUGGUGAGGGGGCAGCCAGCGAGGGGGACGCCCACGCAGGCUUCAACUUCGCUGCCACCCUUGAGUGCCCCAUCAUUUUCUUCUGCCGGAACAACGGCUAUGCCAUCUCCACGCCCACCUCCGAGCAGUACCGCGGGGACGGCAUUGCGGCUCGAGGCCCUGGGUACGGCAUCAUGUCAAUCCGAGUGGACGGCAAUGACGUGUUUGCUGUGUACAACGCCACCAAGGAGGCGCGGCGGCGCGCCGUGGCAGAGAACCAGCCCUUCCUCAUUGAGGCCAUGACCUACAGGAUUGGGCACCACAGCACCAGUGACGACAGCUCGGCGUACCGCUCGGUAGACGAGGUCAAUUACUGGGACAAGCAGGAUCACCCCAUCUCCCGGCUGAGGCACUACAUGCAGAACCACGGCUGGUGGGAUGAUGAACAGGAGAAGGCCUGGAGGAAGCAGUCCCGCAAGAAGGUGAUGGAGGCCUUCGAGCAGGCCGAGCGGAAGCUGAAGCCCAACCCCAGCCUGCUCUUCUCGGACGUGUAUCAGGAGAUGCCCGCCCAGCUCCGCAAGCAGCAGGAGUCCCUGGCCCGUCACCUCCAGACCUACGGUGAACACUAUCCCCUGGACCACUUUGAGAAGUGAGGCCCACUCGCCCCACCCCACCCACCUCUGCUCCAAGAGGCAGCUCCAGACUGAAGGGCAGAGGGAGCCAGCAGGACACUUCCCCUCCCCCAGCCAGCUCCCUCCAAGACACUUGGGGGCCAGAGCAGUGCCUGAGACGGUAAGGGGGGGUUUCCGCUUACCAUCCCUAUUCCUCCAAGCUGUUACAUUGUGGGGGGCUCUGUAACGACUUUGCCCAUGGCUACAGUGCCUUCUCCUAGGGGCUAAGCCAGGGCGCCUCCAGGACUGGAAGCCUGUCUGGGUUGGGGGCAGGUAUGGGAGGUCAGCUUUGGAACUUACUUAAAGUAAGAAGUGGUUAGCAGGCAGUGAAUAAACUGUGUCUCUACAUUUGGC
Hipposideros armiger (great roundleaf bat) is the source of this 1738-nucleotide messenger RNA. RefSeq names its product branched chain keto acid dehydrogenase E1 subunit alpha (gene BCKDHA). Gene Ontology annotation, biological process: branched-chain amino acid catabolic process. The record is from RefSeq and is a predicted model, not a curated record. Bases 26 to 1366 code for a protein of 446 amino acids. The transcript has 9 exons. Lineage: Eukaryota; Metazoa; Chordata; Mammalia; Chiroptera; Hipposideridae. Gene Ontology annotation, cellular component: oxoglutarate dehydrogenase complex. Gene Ontology annotation, molecular function: oxidoreductase activity, acting on the aldehyde or oxo group of donors, disulfide as acceptor.